This is a messenger RNA of Aspergillus neoniger CBS 115656, 657 nucleotides long. RefSeq lists its product as uncharacterized. NCBI's taxonomy places the organism in Eukaryota, Fungi, Ascomycota, Eurotiomycetes, Eurotiales, Aspergillaceae. The record is from RefSeq and is a predicted model, not a curated record. Bases 1 to 657 code for a protein of 218 amino acids. The transcript is spliced from 3 exons.
AUGUCACUGGAUGCCAGUAAUCCUCCCUAUUACUUCUCUACUUACCUGUACCCCAUCAAAGGACCCGAGUAUGAAUAUCCCGAGGAUGCGGAAGUCUGGCCGGAAUUUGAGGGAUGCCCAUACAAGAAUGCAGAACACCUCGCCAUUUGUCUGAACCGAUUUCUCUGUCGUUGCGAGAUGCCAGAAGCAGACACUCACCCACCUCGCUUUAGAAUUUCCUCCCGCCCAGUUGGGGAAAUCUCAAUUUUUCAAGACUUGGGCUGUGUAACUUUGGGCUCUCAGUGGCAGGUUGAAUCAGUUUGGUACGAUACCAACACCGAAGCCCCUCAUAUCGUGGCUCUCAUGUGGAGUGAGCUCGCCCACCCACAGAACAAGGAGCUUUGUCGCAGCGAGGUUGACGCCGCGAUUAAGAUCAUGCACGGACGCUUGCGAGACCCAUCCCUCCGACCUCAUGUUAUUGCCCCUGUCCUGCUGCUAUCAGCCAUUGGAGAGCACUACCUCCGGGUUGAUGAGGCGUACUUCGACAAGGGCCAGCUUGUCAUGCGAAGUUGCCCGCUUAUGGACAUGCGGGAGCGGGACAUGAAUUGGCUCAUCACCUUGGCGAAGUGGUGCUGGGGAGGCCCUAGCAGCAAGAGUACCAAGUUCAUCAAGUCUUAA